Hordeum vulgare subsp. vulgare (domesticated barley) is the source of this 2327-nucleotide messenger RNA. RefSeq names its product BURP domain-containing protein 9-like. The coding region runs from base 125 to 2089 and encodes 654 amino acids. Lineage: Eukaryota; Viridiplantae; Streptophyta; Magnoliopsida; Poales; Poaceae. The record is from RefSeq and is a predicted model, not a curated record. The transcript is spliced from 4 exons.
GCAUCUACAAAAUUGUUAGGCAUUAGUCUUAUGCACCCAUCUGGGCUAUAAAUAGGACCGCGAUUGAACCUGUUUGCUCCACCACUGCUUGCUAUAGCAAGUACACCAGACAACAACAUACACCAUGGAUCUACUUCUGCCACUCAUCUCCCUUCUUUUGGUCACUGGGGGAGGGGGAGGCUGGCUUGUGAGUUUAGCCGAUGCGGCCACGGCAAACGCAGAGGAGAUACCGAAGGCGUACUGGGAGGCGGUCCUUCCUGGAAUCCCAAUGCCUCCAGCUAUCAUCAACCUGCUGUUAGCCCAGCAAAAAGUGCGCACCUCUCUUGACGACGUUACUAUCAAUCCCAAUAACCUCAAAUUUCUCAAAGGAGCACGAAAAAUUGGAUCAAACUAUGAGAAACACAAGUCAGAACCCGAUCACGAGGAUAAACAUGUUCAUAUUUCAUCACAAGUUGAAGAUAGCUUAAAAGAAAUUUCCAUGUCACAUGGGUCCCAAGGCAAAGAAGAUAUAGAGAAGAGCACAAGUGUACAUAAGUCAAGAGUCCAUGGAGAUUUGAAAGGACCGUCAAUGUUACAUGGGUCACAAAUUGAAGAAGAAGUAGGCAAAGUCUUUGCAACACAUAGAGCAAACAUGGAAGAAAAUCUGAAGGAAAUCUCAGUGUCAUACGGGUUAGAAGGCAAAAAGGACUCAAACAAAGUUUUAUCAAAUUUAAAUAAGAUCUUUGCAGCAUAUAGACCAUGGAAACAAGAAAAUCUAAAGGAAAUAUCUGUAUCAUAUGGAUCAAAAGGUGGAAAGGAUAAAACAGAAGUCUCAAGGGCAUAUAGGUUAGAAGGUGAAAAGGAGUUGAAAGAAAUAUCUUUGUCUUAUGGGGUAGAAGGCGAUGAUGUUUUAAAGGAAAUCUCUGUGUCAUAUGGAGCAGAAGGAAGGAAGAGUCUAAAGGAAGGAUCGGUUUCAUCUGAGACAAAACAAGAAGGAAAGCUGAGGGAAAUCUCUGUAUCAUAUGGGUUGGAUGAAGGAAAAGAUGAAGAUAAUAAGUUUUUGGACAAAGAUGAAGAAGAUCCACAUAAAGCUACAAUGUCAUAUGGUUCUGAACAUGAAGAUGGUCCACACAAAGCUACAAUGUCAUAUGGAUCGGAACAAGAAGAGGAUCCACACAAGGCUACAAUGUCAUAUGGAUCGGAACAAGAAGAGGAUCCAUAUAAAGCUACAAUGUCAUACGGGUCAGAACAUGAAGAUGAUCCACAUAAAGUCACCAUGUCAUAUGUGCCACGACAUGAAAAGGAUCUAAAGACAUUUUCAACAAGACAUGCAACACUAAAAGUAAAAGGAGAGGGGAGUCACCAUGCUCACUCACACAAUCACGGGAACAAAAAACAGGCAGACGUUUUCUUCUUCCACGACAUGUUGCGGCCCGGUUAUGUGAUAACUCCAACUAUCCCACCGACAACCUCCUUGCCGGCGCUUCUUCCCCGCGGUGUCGCUGAAUCCAUCCCGUUCUCCAUGGAACGUAUCUCCGACAUCACGGCGAUAUUUGCACCGGCGUCGCUCGCGAUGGCUAGAGAGAUACGAUGGACGUUGGAUACAUGCGACCACCCGCGGACGCUUUCCGGCCAAAAAGCAGGUUGCGCCACCUCCCUCGAGUCCCUCGCCGACCUUGCAGCGUCCCUCCAUGGGACGCACAACGUCCAUGCGUUCUCCGCGGCCAAUCUGCCCAUCGAUGCUGCGGCAACGCCGGCGCUGCGAGGGAUGUACAACGUGACGGCCAUGCGGAAGCUCUCCGAGUCGUUGGAGAUCGUGACCUGCCAUGAUCUGACAUACCCAUACGCGGUGUACUAUUGCCACACCGCCAACCCUACCGCCGCAUACUCGGUGACCCUCGCGAGCAUGGAUGGCGUCGCGGCGCCGGCAGUGAUGGAGGCUCUGGCCGUGUGUCACCUUGAUACGUCGCAGUGGAGCCCGAAGAACCCGUUCUUUGAGCUGCAUAACCUCAAGCCUGGGGACGUGUCAGUGUGCCACUUCCUCACUAAGCUCAGCAUCAUCUGGGUGCGUGGCGGCGAGCAGGGAGAUGUGCAUGUGGCGACCCGUUAGAAGAGGACUCAUGUGCACCUAUGUGGUCUGUUUUGUGUGAGCCGUGACACGUACAUCGCUACCAUUGUAUGGGUGGAUCUUGGUAAAGUGCAUGAAAGUGCAUGAUGGUGUUAUGAAAUAAAUGGUGUGUGGAAGUUGUCGUAUGAAUUUCAUAAUAUGUGAGUAAAAUGUGUGUGGCGUGUCGCAGUUGUUGACUUGUUGUGAUCUAUUUAUGUCCUAUAUUGUGUCUACUAGCAAA